Molecule: messenger RNA, 2729 nt
Organism: Strongylocentrotus purpuratus (purple sea urchin)
Lineage: Eukaryota; Metazoa; Echinodermata; Echinoidea; Camarodonta; Strongylocentrotidae
Exons: 2
Coding region: 283-1170 (295 amino acids)
Source: RefSeq, a predicted model, not a curated record
CCAAUUCCACGUUAUAUCCUUUAUGGGGCCUUUUCGGUUGCAGCUACAUGUCUUCUUCUGGCAGUCAUCGUUGCAAUCUUCCUUCGCCGGAAAUGCAGAUCUAGAUCGAAACCAGUUUCUUCACAAGGAUCAGAUGUAGACGACACUGGUUUAGUAAUCAACGAGCUGUAUGAUGAAUGGAGUGCCUUGCCAUCAGCCUCAGAUAUACUGGUCGACGGUGAUCACGCUCCUUCAAGUAGUACGACAACCCCUGACAUCACUGGCACCAAUGCGGACAACGAUAUGGGAAACAUCUCAGGAGAUGAACAUGGCGGUUGGGCUUGUAGAUCUGCCCAUUACAAGACGACAUGUGAUGACAUCACCUAUCACACUCUAGAGGCUCCGACGAACGAUGAUUGUACAAUCUACCAAGGACAUGAAAAUACGUAUGCAGAUAUCGAGGAUAAACGGUUCGGUGUUUCCAAUGUGGGCGACGAUUUAAAAGACACGAAAGGAGAUGGGAAUUGCAAUUUGGCUUGUAGGUCUACUCAGGAGAAGACGUCAUGUGAUGGAAAAACCUAUUACACUCUGGAGGCUCCAAUGAAUGAUAUUUCUGCAGAUAUCGAGAAAGACCGAAAUGACAAGGCUUGGAGGUCUAUGUCGGACAAGACGACUUGUCACCCCAAUAAUUACUACACCCUUGAGAUUCCAUCAAAGGACGACGAACGUCAUGGUGAAGUAUCCGAUAAUGAGUAUGAAGAUGUGGGCAGGGUCAACUUCACAGGUCAAGAAGAUGCUGGUGUCAACAAGCGUUUUACUCUUGAACGCCGAUCUUUGGGUCCUGAUGCUGGCACCUCGAGCAAUAAACAGCAUCAAAAUGGCAAUACAGACAUCAGACUCUCUAAAGGUGAGGAGUACGAUACUCUUAACUUCAGGACAUCCGUAAAGAAGUCUUCCAGACAUACUGUAAAUGGGGCCUUUGCUGAAGAGACGGAGAACAAAGAUAUGUACGGUUCUCUGAAUCUUCCAGAAACAUCAGAUCCUCCAAAUUCUUUGGACAUUCAACUAAUCAACGACAACGUUUAUGGAAAUCUAAGUGAUGUAGACGUUGAUCCUGGUAAAUGCCAAGGAGAAAAACCAAUUGCUUCAUGGGUUGAACCCGAAGCCACGUACCAAAACAUGAAACUGUAAGCCUCAUGGUCGCUCAGUUAAGAUCACAUUGAAAUCUAAGGAACUAGUGAGAAGAAGCAUUUGAGGUCAGAAAGAAGCCAUCAAAUAAUUAAACAAGAUCGACAAGCUAAGAGGCAUUACAUGUCCAUGACGUCCAGAAUAUUCAAAUUUUGGCUUGAAAUCCCAAAAGGGUGAUGUGAAAAAGAGCGCAUCCGACAUAAAAUGUCUAUCGAAAAUACAGCAAGCAGUGUCAAAUAGAGGAAAAGGCAACGUACCUAAUGUCAACUUGAUUCUACCAGCGUCUCAAUCAGUUUUGCCUCUUAUAGUUUAGUCUUGUCAAUGGUGUCGGACUUAGUGUCCGACAUAGUGCCAUAAAAUUAGAUUGUUUAUUUUAAUUCAUACUCCAUUAAAAAAAAUAAUAAUGGGGAGGAGAAUAGUUGGUUGCAUCUGGCUUAAGACGUGAUUUUCCCUUUAAAAAUACAUAUUUUAAACAGGCAUGAGGACUAUGCCGCCUACAACCCCCACAAAAGCCCUGAAAAUAUCCUUAAAUUUGAAAUCUCAGCGGCUCUUGAGGUGCUAUAGAGAAUUUUGAUAGGUAAAGGUGCCUAAAAACUGUUUGCAAACAACGCUUUUAAAGGAAACACUAGAAUAUUUGAUAUGCUCCUGGAUCGUUUGGUGUUAUGAAUAAAACCAUUUGAGCAAGGAAACACUUAUAAAAAGAGGCAAUCGCAAAGGCUUUCUAGAAAUUACCUCAAGUAUAAUCAAUAGCAGCUCAUAGUAUAACCAAUAUAAAUCGUGAUUGGAUUACGUAAUAUGUGUACGUCAAAGCACACUUGCAAAGGUGGUAGAUAAAGCUGCAAUGAAUGCCGUCUGUUGAAUUAUCGAAAUUCUUCGCGGUCGUGUUACUUCGAGUUUUUUUUACAGUUUAAAUAACUGGACGACAAUUGGGUAUUGAUUUUUUUUUAUGUAAAGUUUCUUUCAAUUUGUUUACAUAGUUAAUUUGGAGAAAUUUGUGAUAAAACGUUAUAGUUUAGUCUUGUGUAUAUUUACCAUAUCGAAUAAGUUUAAAUUUAGUUUAUAGAUAAUGUAGAUAAUAGGGAACUAGUGAUUAUUGACCAAGUUCACUACUAGACUAUUGGUUUAUUUGAAUGAAGUUUGAUAACACACAUGUAUAAAUUAUGUAAAUAGAUCCAGUGGCAACCUUUCCACCUCGCCUGCAUUUCACUCCGUUUUCAAAAUGUAAAUAUUGAAACCUAGAAAGAAAGAAAGAAAAGAAAUGUGUAAGGAUUUUUUGUUUUCGUUUUCCCCUCCCUAACUAUAGUUAGGGAGGGGUGGGGCGAGGGGAAGAGGCGUAGAUCAUAAUAGAAAAUAAAGUCUCUAAUUACAAGUUGCGGACUUGCGGAGUCAUUCAAAUGAGUAACAUACAAUGUAUAUAUUAUUAAAUCUUGAGAGAACAUACUGUUUUGUACUUAAGAAAAAAAAUGUUUUGUAGAGUUUAGAUUGUACACUUCCAAAAGUCAUGUAAUGAAAUGAACUAAAAUGUUGGUUUUUAACUUACUAAUAAAUGUACAGCACUCUAA